Molecule: messenger RNA, 639 nt
Organism: Blastocystis hominis
Lineage: Eukaryota; Bigyra; Opalinata; Blastocystidae
Exons: 2
Coding region: 1-630 (209 amino acids)
Cellular component (GO): membrane
Source: RefSeq, a predicted model, not a curated record
AUGAUGCUCGUGAGAGUCACCGACCCCGUCCGUGUGGCCUACGAAACCUACGACCUCAUGGAGGCGGUCGAGCGUCUCGUCCAGACGUCUCUCCGUUCCGUAAUCGGCGACAUGGGUCUAGAUGACACCCUGGCGUCUCGUCAAGAGAUCGAGAAGCUGGUGUCGAACAAGGUGUGCAAGAUCUGCCAGGACUGGGGCCUCACCGUCACCGGCGUGGAUCUCCUCGAAAUCGACCCUACGCGCACCAUCCAGCAGGCCAUGCACGAGCAGAUCCGCGCAGAGCGUUAUCGCCGAACCCAGAAGGUCACGGCGGAAGGUAUGGCGGAGAAGCUGCGGCUGCAGGCGGAGGGAAACUGCCAGGCGGCGAAGACGCGCGCGACGGGAGACAGCACGAGCGUGAAGUCGAUCGCGGAGGGAAACCGGAACGCUCGGCUGAUUAUCGCGGAGAAGACGGCGGAGAGCUUGAAUGUGGUGGCGGAGGCGUUGAAGGGCGUGACGAAGGACCCGACGCAGUACUUGAUCGGAGUGCAAUAUGUGAACAUGCUGAAGGAAAUCGCGAAGAAAGCGAAGGCUGUGACGGUGUAUUUGCCGCUAGAGACAGAUAUUGGAGGAAUUGCGUCAAAGCUGUAGUGUGAUUAU